AAAAAAAAACCAGGUCACACAAUGUGAAGUUUAAAGGAUUUGGGGGACAAUUGGCCCUAGCCCCUUUACCCUCCACUUAACUAGACACAAGGGUAUUGCGAUAACUAGCUAGUAACCUUUGCUAUGUGUGGAAGUCAUUUAAAGUUGUGAAUCAACCGUUAAAGUUGUUAAAAUUGCACCUGUUAAUGCAUUAGUUCCCUUCUGUCUACUUUAAACAUGUGUAAGUUUUAAAACUGUUUCAUCAUUUAAAGAUAGAUUUAAGUUAAGAUUUUGCCGAUUUAGAAGCAAUUUAGAUUAAAAAAAAAAAAAAAAAAAAAGUUACUUAGGUUCGCUAGGAAGGAUCUCAACAUCAGGGCCUUCCUGAGAGGUCUACUGCUUUAAGAUGGCGGCUGUUUACUAACACAUGUAGUCCUUAAAACAUGUUGGCAAUGCAGCUGUGUCAGUUUUUGCAUCUAAUUCUAUAAUAUGAUAUCUACCGUGUCAUGUGGGCGUAGUUUGUCGGCUAUGGCUACAGUCAGGUAUUAUUGGAGCCACCUAGCAUCGCGGUUGCAACGGCCCCACUCCUGCUCUGCUCUCGUCCCCGCUCCUCCCUCAACCACCUGUCUCCUCCUCCCAAUACUUGGCUGAGAAGUAACAGAGUACAUGAACAGAUAUGGACUAAUCCACGGCAGAACAAGAUCUCGACCCUCUUUUGUUUAGUUUUUGCUUUCCAUAAAAAUAUAUAACUCAUAUCUGCUCUGACUUGGGUCAUUCACAACUAGGAUGGGACUAUAAUUGUUAUUGCUGAGUGAAUUGUGAGACUUAAUAUUCAUCAGCACUUAAAUAAAGCUCACGACAACUUUAUAAAAGGAACUACACUAAGAUACACAAGAAACAGCACAUGAAAAAGUCAUUGUGAAUCCACGCACCUUACCUCCUCCUGCCAAAUGGACACCCAGACUCAGAACUCCUAUGUAGGGACAGGACCACUAUACCGGCUGGCGCACAUGAUGCCCUCCGGUCUAAACAGAAGUAGAACUACAGAGCUCAGUGUGAGCUACUGUAGAACAAAGAAGACGAGAAAGAGGUGGCCUUUGGCUGAACAGAACAUCAACAACUGCAACAACAAUGAUGGCAAAAAAGAUGACAAAAAAGAUGAGAAGAAGGCAGAACCUAAGAAAGAUGACAAGAAAGACGACAAGAAGGAUGAAAAGAAAGAUGACAAGAAAGAUGACAAGAAGGCAGAACCUAAAAAAGACGACAAGAAAGAUGACAAAAAGGAAGAACCAAAGGAAGUCUGGAUCAUGGACCCAGCCACAGAUAUCUACUACUUCUGGUUAUGUGUCAUAUCCAUUCCUGUCUUCUACAAUCUGAUGUUGCUGGUGGCCAGAGCUUGCUUCAAUGAGCUGCAGAAUAACAACACAAUAUUGUGGACUGUGUUGGACUACAGUUCAGACGCGCUCUACCUCUUGGACACAUUUGUAAGAGCUAGAACAGGUUUCUUGGAGCAAGGACUGCUCAUACGAGAGGAGAAGGUUUUAAGGGAAAAGUACAUGAAAACAAGGCAAUUUCAACUAGACAUCAUAUCCAUGAUUCCCACCGAUAUUGUAUUCAUCAAAAUUGGACUGAAUAAUCCCGAGUGGAGGUUCAAUCGUCUCUUCAGGUUGGCUCGACUCUUUGAAUUCUUCGACCGAACCGAGACUCGUACCAAUUUCCCAAACAUUUUUCGGAUUGGUAAUCUUGUACUUUACAUCAUCAUCAUUAUCCAUUGGAAUGCUUGCAUCUAUUUUGCCAUCUCCAAGAUUCUGGGCUUCGGUUCAGACACGUGGGUUUAUCCAGCAACAAGGAAUGCUGAAUUUCAACAGCUUACCCGGCAGUACAUUUACUGCUUCUACUGGUCCACACUGACCUUGACCACUAUUGGCGAGACACCGCCCCCAGUUCGUGAUAUUGAGUAUUUCUUUGUAGUGGCCGACUUUCUCACCGGGGUCUUGAUCUUUGCUACAAUUGUAGGCAAUGUCGGUGCCAUGAUAUCCAACAUGAGUGCUGCUCGAGUAGAGUUCCAAGCCAAAAUUGAUUCAAUUAAGCAGUACAUGCAGUUCCGGAAGGUGACCAAAGAUCUUGAAGCCCGAGUGGUCAAAUGGUUUGAUUACCUGUGGACGGAGGAGAAAACGUGUGAUGAAAAACAGGUGCUCAAGAACCUUCCAGAUAAGCUCAAGGCUGAGAUCGCCAUCAAUGUUCAUCUGGAAACUUUGAGGAAAGUGCGAAUUUUUCAAGACUGUGAAGCGGGUUUGCUUGUGGAGCUGGUCCUCAAACUUCAACCCCAAGUCUUUAGUCCCGGUGACUAUAUCUGCAAGAAGGGCGACAUUGGGAGAGAAAUGUACAUCAUCAAAGAAGGGAAGUUAGCCGUCGUGGCAGAUGACGGGGUCACCCAGUUCGUGGUCCUCAGUGAUGGAGCCUAUUUUGGUGAAAUUAGUAUUUUAGGCAUCAAGGGGAGUAAGGCGGGGAAUCGAAGAACAGCCAACAUCCGAAGCGUGGGCUACUCCGACCUGUUUGCCUUAUCCAAGGAUGACCUAAUGGAGGCGCUCACGGAGUACCCUGAUGCUAAGAAUGCACUGGAGGAGAAGGGCCGCGCAAUCCUGAUGAAGGACAACCUCAUUGAUGAGUCACUUGUCACAGCAACAGACGCCAAAGACUUUGAGGCAAAAGUGAAUGCAGUCGAGGCCAGCCUGGAGGUCAUGACGACCAAACUGAAGAAGUUGACAGAACAUCAUGAAUCAUCCCAGCGCAAGCUCAAACAGAGGCUCACUAAUUUGACAAACCAGGUCCGAACCCUCACAGUAACUGACGAGUAGCGAGGGCUCAAGGCUUUCUCAAUUUACCGACUGCUCUUCAGGCAGACUGUUAGUUCCAUCAAUGGCUCAUGUUUAUAAUAAAGGCUUUACAUUCUUUUCAUGCAUCUCAACAUCAUAACUGACAUAAUAAUAUUUGGGAGCAUAAGUAUGUUGCGAAACCUAAUGGUCACGAUUGCUCUUUAAAACUCGGGGAAAAAAACCCCACUGUAUUAUAUAUUCAUUCAUUCAUUUGGAGUUUUCAAUCAGCCUACCAUGCAGUUAAGUUGGUUUUCUCCUGGUACUCCUGUUUCCUCCCACAUUCCAAAGCAUGCGUUGUUGGCUGAUUGAGAACUCCAAAUGUAUUUAAGUGUGUACAUGAUUGGUUGAUUGUCUUAUUGUGCCCUGCCUACUGUUGUCUGGUUAGGCUUCAGCACCCCAGUUACCCUAAUGAGGAUAAGUGGCAUGGAAGAUCAGUGAAUUAAAAAAUGACUGCUCAAUGAAUAUUUUUGAUAAACCCAAGAAUAAUAUGAAAAAAAUUGCUAACAUGACUGUUCUCGAUAUAACCUGUACAAUUCUAUUAAAAGUUAUGAAAUCUCUUGAGACGUGAAGUAAAAAGAUUUUUUUUUAAAUAUUUGUAGGAUUUCAUUACACCAUAAAGCAUUUUCCACAAAUUAAUUUAACAAAUAGAGCCAAUCUUGAAUGCUUUUCUUCUUAAGGCCUUCUCUCUCCACAGCUCCAAGACGUAAAAGACGGGAUGAUGUUGUCACGCGUAUUAAACAGUAUCUAUCUGAAAUUCCGGACGUUCAUUACUUUUGCAAAGUUAUUGUUGUCCCAUGUUUUCUCCGCUAGAUUAUUUUCUUCACUUUAUAUAAUUGUUCAAAUCGGAUGCCGAAAAUGUUGGGUGACCCUACAAAUUGUGACCAAAACUGAAUACAAUGAUGUGAAGUUCCAUAUUUCAACAUUUUAUUAAGAAUUUAACAUAGGUGACAGGUCCAAAGUUUAAACUGAGAAAAUAUUUUUGAGGGGAAAACAUCCAUCUACCGCUUAUCCAUGGUCGUGUCACAGGGGCAGCAGCUUCAGGAAGGAAGCCCUAACUGCAUCCAGCUCUUCCAGGGGGAUCCUGAGCAGUUCCAAGGCCAACAGUCAGAACAGUCUUGCCAGCGUGUCCCUGGGGCCUCUUCCCAGUAGGACGUGCCCAGAACUCUUUACCAGCGUCCAAAUGACAUCUUAAUCAGAUGCCCAAGCCACCUCGUCUGGCCUCUCUCGAUGCGAAGGAGCAGUGGUUCUACUCUGAGACUGUUCCAGCUAAGAGAGAUUCUCAUCCUCUAAGGGAGAGCCUGGACACUAUGUAGAGGAACCACAUUUCAUCCGCUUGUUUUUUCGGUCAUGACUCAUAUAGAAAUUCAGGGAUAUAUGCAUUUACUUACAAGAAUUUUCAAAUUAAAAAACUCUUUGUGAUGGCCACCAUAUUGGAUUUUGUAUCCAUACACAAUAGCGUUACUUUACAUUCAAAUAAUCAGGCAAUUUUCAACUGCCCGUUUUUUGGCAAAAAACUAGUAAUUUACACUUUUCUACAUCCAUAAAAAACUAAAUUUGGCUUUUGCGUGUUUUACUUUAUGUAACAUUUCAAUCUAAAAACGACGAGGGCCAAAUAGCCAGGGAGACAUGCUGAGGCAAUAGUGUCAUCGGAAUUCAACCUAAAUACAUUGUGAAUGUACAUAGAAAAAUGCAAAAUUUGCUUUUGUUGAGUGAAACUCAUGUGAUUCUGCAUGCCUUUCUCAAGUAUUAAGUUUUUGAUGUGAAAAUUGAGUGAUUCAUUAGCUGUUGAAAAGUUUGAAAACUUAUGUCAAAAUUGCACAAAACUUAUGUGUUAUAUACCUGUAUAUUGAUAUUGAUCCUGAAAAUACAUGUAAUUAUCUCAGCAAGUGGUGAUUUUUUUUGCAUCAGAGUAAAAUCUGAGAAUUUUAUAGCCUUUUUAAGUUCCGUUAUACUUAUAUAAAAAAAAAAGUUUAUUCGGGAAUGACUGAAUUUUUUGAUGCCGCUGCUCAUGGAGACUCAUAAAUGCCUAAGGGAGGUGUCAGUUUUGAUUUUAGGUCGGCCCCCUACAGAGCGGCCCCGCACCCCGUCAACUGAUAGUGAUGUCUAUGUCCCAUCUUCUUCAAAGACCAGGGAUGCAAUUCUGAGGCCACCAAAAUGGACCCCCUCAACGGCUCAGUUGCACCUGGAUAACCUGGCCAUAAAAGUUUUGAAAAGGAUCAGAAAAAUGUUGAUGCUAAAUUCCAUGGUGUCAACAAAUCUGCCAGAAUGUUGGAAGAAGGCAUUUUUUAUCAAUGUGAGGGAUUCUUUCUUCUUACAACAGUCUGCUAAUGUCUGGGGAUUGAGGAGACAAGUUUUAAAUUUAGAAAUCUUAAAUAUUCUUUAUAUUCUUUGUUGCGCCUUCCUCUUUAUAUUGUGCCAAAUGUUUUCUAUAGGUGAAAGGUCUGGAUAGCCAUUUAAAAACUGAUCCUCUUCCUGCACAAUCAGGAAGUAGUAAUUAAUGCUGUGUGGGGUCUUGAAUUAUCAUGUUGAAAAAUGCAAGUUCUUCUGUGGACGAGAUGAUGUCAGGAUGUGAGCAUAUGUUGUUCUUUAUAUGCACCUCUAAUGACCUUUAUAUGCCUUUCCAGAUGUGCAAGGUGCCCUUCCCACAUCACUUAUGCAACCCCAUACUAUCACAGAUAGAAGAUUCUGAAUUGAGUGCUGAUAACUACUUGAGUUGUCCUUGUCCUUUAGUCCGAAUAACAUGGCAUCUGAGUUUCCUAUAUAGAACUUGUAAUCUUGUGAACCACAACACAGCUUUUUCACUUUGCCAUACUAAAUUUUAAAUGACCCCUGACCCAGAGAAAACACCUGCACUUUUGAGCACUGUUUAGAAAUGGCUUCUUCUUUGCACUGCAGUUUCAGCUUGGAGGUCCCAAGAUCACGGACAUCCAAUAUGGUUUCUAGGCCUUGACCCUUACACAAAGAGCUUGUUCCAGAUUCCACGAACCUUUGGAUGUUAUGCAUUGUAGAUAACUUCAAACUCUUCACAAUUUUUCGCUGGAAAACACCUGAGAUUGCUCCACUAUCUUUCUGCACAAAAUUGGGGCAAUUGGUUAUACUCUAUCCAUCUUGGCUUCUGAGAGAUACUGCCACUCUGAGUUUUUUUUAUACUGAAUCAUGUUGGACCUAAUUAGUGGUAAUUGUUCUUUAAGCUGUUAGUUAUAUGUACAGUGC
Corythoichthys intestinalis (scribbled pipefish) is the source of this 6065-nucleotide messenger RNA. Its product is annotated as cyclic nucleotide-gated cation channel alpha-3-like. The coding region runs from base 927 to 2834 and encodes 635 amino acids. Gene Ontology annotation, biological process: monoatomic cation transmembrane transport. Gene Ontology annotation, cellular component: plasma membrane; intracellular cyclic nucleotide activated cation channel complex. Gene Ontology annotation, molecular function: intracellularly cAMP-activated cation channel activity; protein-containing complex binding; intracellularly cGMP-activated cation channel activity. Lineage: Eukaryota; Metazoa; Chordata; Actinopteri; Syngnathiformes; Syngnathidae. The record is from RefSeq and is a predicted model, not a curated record. The transcript has 9 exons.